CAAUUGUGUCUAGUUUGUUUAUUGGAGCGAGCUUUAUAUUGAAAAAGAAAGGACUCAGGCGUGCUGCUGCUGCGGGUACUCGGGCAGGCUUUAAGGACGCUAUUGAGCUUUAAAUGAGCAAGUGCAGUGAUAGACUAUGCCUGUCAAUUAUGAGACGUGACUCACCAAUGCAAGUAAUCUCAUUUUCGUGCAAUUGAUGAAUGCUUAAAUAUGAGCUUUGGCUGGCGAAGUGUUAUUGUAUUUCAAAGCUAUGUUUCAAUGGAGUGUUCGCGCUGGUGUCUUUGUCAGUGAUGGAAAUGGCAUAGACGUGUAAUGGAAACUACAGUCACACUGCAUAUGGAGGGGUUUAUUCUCUUCUAGAAAUCUUUAUACAAAGGCAGUUAAGCUCAAAAGUUCAUUUGGGACUGAAGUUGUCACUUCUAAGAACAGAACAAAACCCCACUCAAGGAUGAACAGGCCACUGUAAUUUGGGAGUGCAUGCAUGAUAUUUGGAAUUAUUUAGCAAGCCCCACAACAAAUUAUCCUUGAUCCAUUAACCUUUAUACACAACCUCCAUUUCUUAUGUUAAAAGAAAGGUUUUGGAGGCUACACUUAUCUACUAGAACCUCUUUGGUGGACUGGCAUGAUUACAAUGAUUGUUGGAGAAGUAGCAAAUUUUGUAGCUUAUAUUUAUGCUCCAGCUGUUCUUGUAACCCCUCUUGGUGCAUUGAGUAUAAUUGUUAGUGCUAUUCUGGCACACUUUAUGUUGAAAGAGAAGCUGCGACAGAUGGGUAUACUGGGAUGUGUAUCUUGCAUUGUGGGAUCUGUAGUAAUUGUAAUUCAUGCUCCUCAGGAACAAAUGCCAACUUCAGUACAAGAAAUCUGGAUUUUGGCUACUCAACCAGCAUUUCUGAUUUAUGUAGCGGCUACAGUAUCAAUAGUUCUAGCUCUGAUUCUACAUUUUGAGCCUCACUAUGGGCAGACAAACAUACUGGUUUACUUAGGAAUUUGUUCCCUAGUGGGUGCUCUAACGGUAGUCAGUAUAAAGGCUAUUGGUAUUGCAAUAAAGCUUACUUUGGAGGGGAUCAAUCAAAUUGGAUAUCCCCAGACUUGGUUUUUCUUUUCAGUUGCAGUAAUCUGUGUGAUCGCACAGUUAAAUUAUCUCAACAAGGCACUAGACACUUUCAGUGCGGCAAUUGUUUCUCCAAUAUAUUAUGUGAUGUUCACAACUCUGACUAUCAUUGCAAGUGCUAUAAUGUUCAAGGAUUGGUCAGGUCAGAAUGUGAGCAGUAUAUUGUCUGAGAUAUGUGGAUUUGUCACUGUGCUUUCAGGAACAGUCAUACUUCAUAUGACAAGAGAAGAGGAACAAGCAACGUCACAAGGAACCAUAACUUGGUAUGAUGGAGAUCAAACAAAAAGCUUGGAGGAUGAACAUUUUACCAGGUUGCAUAAUUCUGAUUACUUUGACCAACUAAAUUUUCCCCUUGAGACGAAUGUGAGAACAUAAUCCCGGACCCGUAUUGGCAUCCAAAGUACAAUCAUUGAUUUGCAAAGCACAGUUUCUUAUUCUUAUUAGAAAAUCUCAUGGGCGCCUAAAUUAGAUGUGCGAUCUCUCUGCAAGUUUUCUUUUGAUGGCUUAGAGAAAUACUGCAUGACCUCUCACUUUUUUUUUUUAAGUUGGUAUGGUCGUAAUCUUAGAAGCCAGCCGUUUUAAGCUUCACAGGAGUCGCCUAGAUUUGGUCUCGUCAAGGAUUUUCUCAUUGGUAUAUGUACAUAUUUGUAUCCUUCGGUUUUGAGGGUUAUAUGAUCAUUGAUUUGUUUCGUUAAUCAUUGUUUGAGGUUGUAGCAAUAGCGUUAAUGCAGAAGCAGCGUGUAUUUCUUGUUAGUAGAUGCUUGCCUGUUUUUUGGGGGCAUUCGGGUGAUUUGUUUAUAUGUCGUUGUAACAUUCCAGUUUCGCGUGAGGCCAUUUUGUUUGUAUUGAUAUUUUUAUGCAUAUAUAUCUUCUUUCCUUUUCUCUUCCAAAAAAUCCGAAGUUUUCCUUU
This is a messenger RNA of Olea europaea var. sylvestris, 2021 nucleotides long. Its product is annotated as probable magnesium transporter NIPA6. NCBI's taxonomy places the organism in Eukaryota, Viridiplantae, Streptophyta, Magnoliopsida, Lamiales, Oleaceae. Gene Ontology annotation, biological process: magnesium ion transport. Bases 623 to 1486 code for a protein of 287 amino acids. The record is from RefSeq and is a predicted model, not a curated record. Gene Ontology annotation, cellular component: membrane. The transcript has 10 exons. Gene Ontology annotation, molecular function: magnesium ion transmembrane transporter activity.